GAUGUCUAACACCGUCUUGUUUUCAUGGAAAAGCUGCUGCUCGGCUCUGGCAAAUGGAGAGCUGGAUGUUAACGCAGUGACACCAAAUACGAGACAGUGAGGGGCCCGUGAACCUGCAGCGUUUGGCCAUGGACGCUUGUGCUCGUAUUAAAGGGGUCCCAGUCAGGUCUCGAGCCACAGUCCGAAAGGAGACUGUGCGUGAGAGUGGAGUGCAUAGUGUUAAGAGCCUUUUUAGAAACAAAAAGGAGCUAUGCAGCAUUUGCUUAGAAGUGCCGACCAGAGACACCACAAGGCUGACAGAGAUUAAUUUUGUCUGUCUGCCAAGUCAGUGUGAAGGAGACGAGGCCGGCCAUCAGCCUCUGUUGUCGUUACCAGUGGGUCUGUGUGAGCUGCUCAGGCCACAUCACAUCCAAAGCCUCAAACAGGACGAGGUUCUGCUGCUCAAAGACUAUCGCAGGGUUCUGGACCACAAGGAUGCGGCUUCCCAGGUUGUGUGUAAAGCCGUGUGUGUGAUGAGGCACAGUCCUGGUGUGUGUCCUCAGGCGGGGGUGCCUCAGCUCUUGGGGCUGCUGGGCUGUUACAUCGCAGGUGUUCGAUUCGCUUUAGAACAGCAUGUUCUCCGAGGGUUCUCCGGGAGCGGUCAUCAGGAGGAGGACGACACCAACCAGUCGGUGUCGUCUAUUGAAGACGACUUUGUGACUGCUCUGGAGCAUCUGGAGGAGGAGGAGGCAGGAGACGGCCCUGGUGCAGCUUCCUUUCGGUAUUUUAAGAAGCGUGAUGUGGCAUCACAGACUAUUCCAUCUCAUAAGAGAAAAAAGGAACUGUUGGGCUCUCGUGUUAUCAUAAGUUCAGUGUCAAAGAAACCCUCAAAACACAAGUCAAGUCCAGACGUGUCAGUGACGGUGCAGAGGUCAGAGGGCGUGGAGUCCCAGUGGACCAUCUGCAGCCCCAAAGCUCCAUUACCCUCUUUGUCUGACCACAUCAGUGAGUCAGAGGAGUCGGACUGCUCCAGUCCAAGUCCAAUCAUUUUCCUGGAUGAUGUCGGAUACCAAAAAAGUCUUUUAGCUAAAUUGGACAUUCCUCAAGUGCCAGGAGGCCCCAGAGACCCAGUGGAGGACUCUGACUCAGAAGUGAGUGAGUUUUUUGACAGUUUUGACCAGUUUGAUGACCUGGAUGAGCAGAGCACUGAGAGCUGCACUCUGGCCCUGCCUCUGGAUCCUAUAUCUGCACCAAAUGCUCAAAAUAAGCCCACUGAUGCCAGCACAGCCCGGGCAGCAGCCAAGUACGUGUCCAGGGGAUGUUCGACUAAAGGAAUGAACCCUCAGCGCUUUGAAGCCCCCACCCUUCCCGCUGGUGUGAAGAAACCCACUCCUCUUAAACCUGGCUCUCCAUAUUCACACCCCUCCGAGCUACCAGAGUCUCCCAGACCAGUGCACACUCCCUCGGAUGAGAACGGAGGUCCGCUCUUCAGCCCUGUCAGCUCCUCAGCCUUCAGCCCGCUCACAGAUGGAAGUGGAAAUCUGGAAUACUUUUGGAAGACGGACGAGGACGGCAAAGGAAACACAGAGCUGCGUAAACCUCAAGAUCUUUGCUCAUUGUAUAAAACCUAUUCCGACUUUGCCAGCAACAUGUCCAAAGAAAUAAUGGAGUCUGUUUGUGGCUUCCAGUCGGCUGUUGACAUCAGUGAUAAUAAAAAUCUCAGUUGUGUCUGUCACAAGGAGUUCACAAACCCUUUGGGUCAUGUGAUGAAACUGUCAGAAAUCCAAGAGACUGUGACCGUUGCCAAACUGCAGAAGACGUCCCAGUCUCUGAAGGAUGGCAUCCAGAGGUUUGCUACAGAUCUGGUGGAAAUGAGCUUGGGCAGCGCUUUCCGCGAUCUUCAAAACAGCGUCUCCUCCUGCACCACAACCUUGUGUCAUCUUGCGGCCAGACUAACAUCAUCUGUGUUUCAAAUGGCGUUUCAUGAGAUCGGGAUGAGGCAUGCGUAUGUGUUAAAAGAGAGAGCCAUCAACGGUCUGGCCGGUUUCCUGGUGGGGGAGGCGCUGUCAGGAGCCCUUUCUGAAUUUCUAACAGUAAAGAAGCAAAUAUUUCACAACACGGUUACACGUUUUGCUGCUGAUUUGGCCGAGGAGCUUGUGUUUGAAGGCAUUAUGGAGGUGUGUCAGUUCUCCCACCCAUCCACUCCACACACACCCAGUGACCGGACCUUUGCGCUGGGCUCGGAAAAAGAGGAAGAGGAGGAGGUUGUUUCCUCUUACGCUUCUGAUCUGUCUGAGUCAGUUCUACAGGAAGCUUUUAUUCAACUGUCCCAGGCUGACGUAGCUUUUACCAGCCAAGCAGCCAUCAGCCUGUCUGUGGAUAACAUGUGCUAUGUCAGCGCAGAGAACACUCACACCAGCAGCACAUUUGCUAAUCAGCAAGUUAUGACCAGCUCCAUCCAGAGCUCUUCAAGGAAAGACCCCAGCUGUACAGUAAAGACGGCUCUGCUCACGGUGUCUGGUAUGGCGAGCUGUGUCCCUGUGCCUAAGGCCGGUCAUGCGCUCUCCCACGUUCAACAACCAGAGGCAAGUUCAUCAGAGAACGCACCUUAUUACGACACUACCACUUCCACACAAACCCCUCCCCUUAUGCAGGAAGAGGACCGAGCCAAGUCUCCGUUCCAAAACUUCUCUGGCAACAUGGUCGAUAAGAUGGUAACGGAAGCGUGCGAGCUGAUUACUGCCUCAAAGGUAAAGAAGAGUUUUGGCGACUGUGCAGAUUUUUUUAGUAAGAUUGGAAGUCAGAAAAGCUCAGAUCAAGGAAACACAGACUCUUCAUCACAGUCAGGGGAGAACAGAAACACUUUUAAAUAUGACUGUAAAGAAAGUAGUCUAAUACAACAUGUACCCGGACCCUCUCGGACGUCCUCUCUGUGUCAAGGGAAAACCCGAAGUCACGUUGACCCGAGGACCAAAAGUGUGGGUGAAACGCAUCCAACCAUGUUAGACACGUUAGAUGUUCCCAGUGUAAAUGCACAAAGGAGGAGAUCGGUCCCGGUGGAUGAGCCAAACUCGGGCCAAAAGUCCGGAGGAACCCCUGGUACGCCUCCAUCCACACCUCAACAGCACAGCGAGGUGUCUAAGGAGAAGCAGAUAAAACAAUUUUCCAAAAAACUGAAAACCAAGCUGGCUAAAGAAUUUGCCCCAGCCACUCCCCCUCCCACGCCGCACUAUCAGCCCGAGCCUGAUCCCAAACUGAAAGAUCCAUCUCCAGAGGCUGAAAAGGCAGAAUUUAUGAUAAAACUCAUGAGAUCCCUUUCAGAGGAGGCAGAGGGUAAUGAGAAUGAAGAUGAUGAAGAGAUGCCAGAGGAGUCAGUGGUUUGUAUCAAAAACAAAAGUUUCGAGACGGGACACAAGAGUUCCCGCCGAAUGUCAAACAAAGAAGCUCUUCAUUAUGCCGAACGCUUGGCCUGCCAUAUUGUCUCCAUGGCAACGGAGAUGGACACCCUGGGAAUGUCUGACGAAGAAGAAGGGAGUGUGAGCGGAGCGAGGCGGAGAGAUAGUGUGGCUCAGUUUUCCGAGCAGACUCUGAACGCGCUGUGGGUGUACGCCGGAGAGGUGGCAGGAGAGGUUAUCAACGAUGUCAAACGAAUGGUGAGCUCGGGACAGCAGUGUCCUUAUCACACGACCAUCAGGAGGAGGAGCUACGACCGGCCGACCUCUGAGCGAGUCGUACACACGGGGCAGAACCGGCCCGGCAGACUGGCAGAUCACUGGUCCAAUGAUUUAAUAGCGUCAGUACUGCGUUCCACUCCCUCUUCCAGCACGGCGUCCAGCUCCAGCUCAGGGCUGUCGUCUGAGUAUCCGAGCUGUGAGAGCGUCACAGACGAAUACGCUGGUUACCUCAUAAAAGUGCUCAAGAAGGAAGGAGGCAGCAGGGAGCUAGUUCUAGAUCAGUAUGCUAGCCGCUUGGCCUACCGUUCCAUAAAGCUGGGCCUGGCUCAUGCUAGCAGAAAAAUAAAGCAUAGGUCCUCCAGCGCACGUCUUAGUUUAUCAAAGUCCCUCACAGACGAAUCAAAGAGAGAAACAUUCUCCACCAAACACAAACCAAGAAUCAGCCCGUCUAAUGAGGAGGCUCAGUGUAGUUGUAAGUCAGAGGAGCAAAGUCAGAAGGACUAUGUGGACCUGGUGAACUUUGCAGAGUCCUUGGCCUACAGCAUCACCUGUGACAUCUCACAGAAGAUGCACCGCUCCUCUGUACGGCUGCCCAAGUCUCUGACUGACUCCUGCCUUUAUAAAAAGUCCCAGUUCAACAACAUGGCUGAAAACCUGAUACGAAACUCUUUCUCCUGCCCACUUUUAUCCAGAGAGGGUCAGAGGAGACACCAUCACAGCACAGGCAGCCUGUACGACAGCAGCUACAGCAGUAGAAUGAUGCAAGUGAUCGAACAUUAUGCUCGGAAGAUUGUUGAUGAUACACUGAAGAUGAGCCUGGCCUCCAUGGGUCCCACCCCAGAGCAUCAGAGGAUCCUGGAGCACACCAGACACUCUCACGCUCAGAGACUGUCUGAGGGAGCAGUGUUAGGGCACAACGUGAGGGAGAGGACCUGUCACUACUGUCAGGAGCGGCCCUUCUGCUCUAAGCUCAGCUCCCAUCACCACCUGCACCCUGCGUUCAGGAGGAGAACGGGGUCAGAAGGUCCACCUCACUCCAGCAUGGAUAUCCCCAAGAUACACAUAGAUCUGGACCGUAAAGCGGCGUUUGCCGAAGAAAUGGUCUCAAUGGCGAUGGAGGUGGCCAAACGUGAGCUGAGUAACACCAGUCUAAACGCGGACAGUGGUAUUGGAUACGAUGGAGCGAGUUACGCUGAAAGCCUGACAGCAGAGAUCAUAACCUCGGCUUUAACCAACGUCUGCCAGGCUGCCAGCAACAGCUCUCAGGGCCGGGAAGUCACAGAGUCAACAGUGUCCCAGCAGCUGAGUGUGGGGGACGACAGCGUGGGCAGCUGGUCAAACCUGAGCUUUGAGGACGAACACCCGGACGACAACAGCAGCUUCCUCCACCUCAGCGACAGCAAUGGGAACAGCAGCAGUUGGAGCAGUCUGGGCCUUGAGGGUGAGGCCUGUGAGGAGUGUCUUUCCUCCCCCUCAGACAGUGACCACAUAGAGGACAAAGAGACAGAGACGAGGGAAGAAUCUAGCGGGACCGUCUGCGCCGACAGGACCGAGGUGCAGGCUCCGAGGACCGCGCUGGUCGUCCUGAACACGGACGUUGUGGAGCGUGUGCGGGGGCAUUCCAGCGUGACCUUUGACCCCCAGCUCAGGAGCCUGCUGCAGUGGGUGGCGGCCUCCAUGGUCGACAUACACCAGAUCCAGCUCAGUCCAGACAGAGAGCUGCAGCAGCUGCCAGCGGUGGUCCAGAAGCUGCGUGAGAAGCGGUGGGGGGUGGGGGAGCUGCUCCACACUCUGCUGCGUUACUGUGAGGACGGCCCAGCGCAGAGCCAGCCUCUGCCCAGAGAGGAGAGUCUGCAGGCAGGCAGAGAACCCGCCCGAAUCCCCCUGUUCCAGUGGCUCCUGGAGCAUGCCUAGGGUCCAUUGCUUAGAUUUUUUUUUUUUUUCCUUUCCUCUCUCAUUUCCAAUAGGGCUUUGCAAAUUCCAUUACUGCCUCUAGAGGGCGGCAUACAAAUCUGUUAUAAAAAAUGAAUGUGACCAUAUUUGACAUUUCAUGCAGUGCUCUAAAGUUCUGUAUUCACUUUUCCUACUUUCUGUUGUUUAUUCUUAGUUUCAUCCACCUCCUCCUUUACAUCUGUCUUGAACUCUUACCUCUAGGGCAACAGAAAGAAUGGAAGAAAAACAGGGACCCAGCCCCUCUGUCUCAAACAGAGCGACGCAGGGGCUAAAAGGAAGUGUGUUUCUGUGAGGGAAUCCCCAUUGCUGUCGUCCGAUGACGUCACCAGCCACAGCUCACCUCUGUGGUGGUGUUCGCACAUGUUCUGAGACCAGCACUUACACACCACACCCUCAUUAUCAGCCAUAAAACAACCUGUCUGACUGUUUUCUGAUGAUGCAGUCUGACAGGUGCCCCCCCCACUGGCUUCUUCUAUUGUUAUUGUUACUUUCGCAGUAACUCGUCAACGCCAUAAUGAUUACAAUCCAUCUCUAUUAAGUAUUAAACGGUUCUAGUCUCAGUGUAAUCUUGUCCACAUGUGAACGAUAUGUGGCCCGUCAUGAGCUCAUUAUGACUUUAUUUCGUAUAUUUCACAGUGUCAUUUUGCAUUAUUAAUCAUUACAUCCAUCAACUGAAUGAAGAAAACCUAUAAUGAAGUUGCCUGUUGCUGAUUUUAGUGUUAACUGUACAAUUAUUUGCCUAGUAACAAUCUUGAUUUUGAAACUUAGUAAAA
Molecule: messenger RNA, 6379 nt
Organism: Periophthalmus magnuspinnatus
Lineage: Eukaryota; Metazoa; Chordata; Actinopteri; Gobiiformes; Gobiidae
Gene: akap11
Product: A kinase (PRKA) anchor protein 11
Exons: 12
Coding region: 129-5567 (1812 amino acids)
Biological process (GO): intracellular protein localization
Cellular component (GO): cytoplasm
Molecular function (GO): protein kinase A binding
Source: RefSeq, a predicted model, not a curated record